AGAUACUGCGCGUGACGUACAAAACAAAAAAAAAACUUAAGCCCGAUUUUGCAAAAACAUCCUGCAAAAUGAAUUAGAAAUAGAAACAGUUUUCUUUCGCAAUGAAAAAUGCGUUAAGGUACUUGCAAGAUAUUUGUGCGUUCUCACGGAUUUGUGGCACCCUAAUAAAUAUAUAGAAGGGAUAAAUAAUGGCAACGAGGGAUUGAGACGGCUUAACUAGAAGAUCGGCAGCGAGCGGAGGCAAAGAAAGGAACUAUACAGUAUAUAACAAGCCAAGGUUACGACAAUUAAAUAGGUUCGGAUAAUGUCAGAUUUGGGAAGUGGAGAUGAAGGCAUCUCAGGAUCGAAGUAUAAUGUGGCGAAUAUGGAGGGCUCGUCGAGUCGUAAUGAGUUUGAUUCCUCCGUGAAAGGUGGCAGUGGCGUUGAGCAAGAACUGGCCACUAAAAUGCUUCAGAUACAAUCGAAACGAUUUUAUUUGGAUGUCAAACAGAAUCGUAGAGGUCGCUUUAUAAAAGUUGCCGAGAUUGGUGCCGAUGGCCGACGAAGUCAAAUUUAUUUGGCCCUUUCAACGGCAGCCGAAUUUCGUGAUCACUUGUCAUCAUUUAGUGAUUACUAUUCUUCUUUAGGUCCGCCAAAUACUGACAAUUUACCGGAGGAUGGUAAACUGAAAUCUGAAAUGAUGAUUAAAGAUUAUCGAAGAUAUUACUUGGAUUUAAAGGAAAAUGCUCGAGGGCGGUUUCUACGGGUGUCACAAACCGUAACCAGAGGUGGACCUAGAUCUCAAAUAGCAUUGCCGGCCCAAGGGAUGAUCGAGUUUCGUGAUGCACUCACCGAUUUGCUAGAAGAGUUCGGGGCGAACGAUGGAGGUAGAUUUAAGGGAGAUUUGCCAGAGGAACGACAUAUGAAGGUGGAUAAUAAGAACUUUUAUUUUGAUAUUGGACAAAAUAACCGAGGUGUCUACAUGAGGAUUAGCGAAGUAAAAAACAACUUUCGUACAUCGAUAACUAUACCGGAAAAAUGCUGGAUACGCUUUCGUGACAUAUUCAAUGAUUAUUGUGAGAAAAUGAAAAAAUCGUCCGAAUCAAUUACUGCCGAUAUAAAUCUACCGACAUCCUCUAAUAGUCUUAAAUAAAUUCGCGUGAUUUCUAUGCUUAAUAUAGCAAAAGAAGGAAAUAUAUUAAUUAAUGGCGAUUGACCAAAAUUGAAUAACUUAAAGCUUACUAAACUUUGAGAUAUGCGAAUGAUUAUUAAGUUUAUUUUUAUUUGACUUCCUUAGCAUUUAGUAAAAAAGAUCAAUUUAGUUAUUUUUAUCGAUAAAAAAUUAUUUUUACAAGAAACUUGAUUAUUUCCGUAAAAUAUUAACAAUAAGUAUUUAUUUAAAUACAAAAUGCUGUUUCUAAAGAACAAACGUUUGGUUUCCUGUGGCCUUCCUUUGAUUUAUUAUUUAGCUUUUUAAAUUUUUUUAAUUUCCAACGUGUACUAUUUAAAGCACUCUUCAUAAAAAAAUAUAAAUACGCGCCAGUUUAGACUAUAAACAGCUCUCUCAGUAAGAUCAUUAAAAUAUAUGGAUUAUAUGAGGUUUAUGUAGUUAAAAAACACACAAUUUAUUGUUAAAGCUUCUAGAAAACAAAAAUGUUAUUGAAUAUAAAAAAACACGUCAAAAUAAAACUCCUAAAAGCGUUUUUAAAACAAAAGUUUCAAUGUGAUCACUUAGAAUAUAAAAAAAAUAAUGAAAAAUAAAAUAAAUGCAUAGCAAAGCGUAAAAUUUAACACCUACCGAAAAUAAAUUUCCUAAAAAGGAAUGUCUCGUGUACAGAUUUGCAAAUGCAACCUAACAAAUUAGUGCUAUUGAAUAUAAAUAAAUUAAAUACAUUUAGUGCUAUGCAAAGGUUAAGGGGGUAUUCCGAUUUCAAAAAAAAAGUUAAUUUACUUAAUAUAUCUAUAUAAAUUGUAUUACAAUUUGUAUUAUUUUUAUUUUGUUUCUUAAUAAUACAAUUUUAAGCAUUACAUCAUAUGAGAGUCUCAUGGCAAAUAUGUGACUAUAAACCAAACGAGAAUCGUAUAAACAUUAAUUUACCUGGCAAAAAUGAAUUAAAGUUUAAAGAAAAAAAAAAUUGGUUAAACUAUAAAAUAGUGAGUGUAUUGUAUAUCUUCAAUGUUGUUUGGCAAUGGCAUCCAUAAUUGUAAUAUUUUAAGAGUUUUGUGAAAAGAAUAUGGUAAUAAAGUUUAAUUAAACCGAAA
Messenger RNA from Drosophila kikkawai, 2241 nucleotides. RefSeq names its product Purine-rich binding protein-alpha (gene Pur-alpha). The record is from RefSeq and is a predicted model, not a curated record. Gene Ontology annotation, cellular component: nucleus. Gene Ontology annotation, biological process: regulation of transcription by RNA polymerase II. Gene Ontology annotation, molecular function: RNA polymerase II transcription regulatory region sequence-specific DNA binding; purine-rich negative regulatory element binding; DNA-binding transcription factor activity, RNA polymerase II-specific. NCBI's taxonomy places the organism in Eukaryota, Metazoa, Arthropoda, Insecta, Diptera, Drosophilidae.